AUGCCAGUUACAUUGCAUUGUUUAGCUGAUGUCUGCUUAAUUCCAAUUGGUACACGUUCAGCGUCUGUUUCAGAUGAAGUCACAGCAAUAACUAGACUUGCACAAGAAUCAUCUCUUAAAACGGUGUUACAUUCGGCAGGAACUACAAUUGAAGGUCCAUGGAAUGAAGUUAUGGAUUUAAUUGGUCAAAUGCAUCAAUUAUUACAUGAUAAACAUAAUGUAGUUAGAAUCCAAAGUGAUAUUCGUGUAGGUACAAGAAUUGAUAAGAAACAAUCUCCUCAAGAUAAAAUUGAUGUUGUUCAACGUAAAUUAAAAGAACAGUAG
Molecule: messenger RNA, 324 nt
Organism: Hemisphaericaspora subhashii
Lineage: Eukaryota; Fungi; Ascomycota; Pichiomycetes; Serinales; Debaryomycetaceae
Gene: ECM15
Product: Ecm15p
Exons: 2
Coding region: 1-324 (107 amino acids)
Cellular component (GO): cytosol
Source: RefSeq, a predicted model, not a curated record